Molecule: messenger RNA, 525 nt
Organism: Penicillium waksmanii
Lineage: Eukaryota; Fungi; Ascomycota; Eurotiomycetes; Eurotiales; Aspergillaceae
Product: ML domain-containing protein
Exons: 3
Coding region: 1-525 (174 amino acids)
Biological process (GO): intracellular sterol transport
Molecular function (GO): sterol binding
Source: RefSeq, a predicted model, not a curated record
AUGAAGUUCUUAUCAGUCGCCACCCUGCUUCUUGCUUCUCCGCUCGUCUCAGCGGCUUCCCUCCCGUCACUCUUCGACCCCACACAGGCCACCCUCAAGGUCGAUACCACUCAGGAUUUCCCUGUCAAGGGGGACAACCCCCUGAAAUACUGCGAGAACCCGGCUGGUAAUAUUCUGGAAAUCAAAUCAGUUGAUUUGGACCCCAACCCUCCUAAGCCGGGUGCAACUCUUACCAUCACCGCCAGUGGUGUACUGUCCGAAACUAUCGAGGAGGGUGCCACGGUGAACCUAGUCGUUAAAUGGGGUCUCAUCACACUUAUCCAGCAGACUGUUGACCUCUGUGAACAAAUUAAAGAAGUCGAUCUGACAUGUCCUCUGGAGAAGGGUCCCAUGACCCUGACCAAGGAGGUGAAGCUGCCGAGCGCGAUUCCUCCUGGAUACUACUCGGUCUUGGCCGAUGUCUACACCAAGGACCAGAAGAAGGUUACCUGCUUGAAGGCUGAUGACAUCCAGUUCCAUUUUUGA